Messenger RNA from Melitaea cinxia (Glanville fritillary), 2003 nucleotides. RefSeq names its product glucose dehydrogenase [FAD, quinone]. The transcript is spliced from 2 exons. The coding region runs from base 1 to 1851 and encodes 616 amino acids. NCBI's taxonomy places the organism in Eukaryota, Metazoa, Arthropoda, Insecta, Lepidoptera, Nymphalidae. The record is from RefSeq and is a predicted model, not a curated record. Gene Ontology annotation, molecular function: flavin adenine dinucleotide binding; oxidoreductase activity, acting on CH-OH group of donors.
AUGGAGGCGGCAGGAGCGUUGGCAAGUUUGGCGCCUUCUCCCAUCACCGUGCUGGGACUGAUACCACUCCUAGCUCUCGGAAUCACGUACUUCAGAUAUCAGCAAUUCGACCCAGAGUCAUACAUAGCGGACGUCAACACAAUAAUGCCGAUCUACGACUUUGUAAUAGUCGGCGGAGGGUCAGCUGGCGCUGUGGUCGCUUCGCGGCUCUCCGAAGUUGGCAACUGGUCCGUGCUGCUCCUUGAAGCCGGUCAGGAUGAAAACGAGAUAUCAGACAUCCCAGCCCUAGCUGGUUACACGCAACUCUCCGAAAUGGACUGGAAAUUCCAAACGACACCUUCGAGGAACCGCUCCUAUUGCCUCGCAAUGAACGGUGACCGCUGCAACUGGCCUAGAGGCAAGGUGCUCGGCGGUUGCAGCGUUCUCAACGCCAUGGUGUACGUCAGAGGUAAUCGCAACGACUACGAUCUGUGGGAGGCACUCGGCAACCCCGGCUGGUCGUACGAUCAGGUGUUGCCAUACUUUCUGAAAUCUGAGGACAACCGCAAUCCCUACCUAGCGAACACACCGUAUCACUCGUCCGGUGGAUACUUGACGGUACAAGAGGCGCCUUGGCGAACACCGUUAUCGGUCACUUUUUUAAAAGGUGGAAUGGAACUGGGUUACGAUUAUCGCGAUAUAAACGGUGCGAAACAAACUGGUUUUAUGCUGACGCAAGCGACGAUGCGGCGUGGGAGCAGAUGUAGCACGGCGAAGGCUUUCCUGAGACCAGUUCGAAAUAGAAACAACUUACAUAUAGCACUGGGGUCACAAGUUACGCGUAUACUCAUAAAUUCGGUCAAAAAACAAGCAUAUGGUGUGGAAUUUUAUCGCAAUGGAGAAAAGCAUAAGGUCAGAAUCAAGCGAGAAGUGAUCAUGUCAGCGGGAGCGUUAGCAACGCCUCAAAUAAUGAUGCUAAGCGGCAUCGGUCCCGCAGACCAUUUACGGGAACACGGUAUACCGCUCGUCGCGAACCUAAAAGUAGGUCACAAUCUUCAAGACCACGUCGGACUGGGCGGUUUAACGUUCGUCAUCAACAAACCGGUGACAUUCAAGAAGGAUCGUUUCCAAACAUUUUCAGUUGCAAUGAACUACAUUUUAUACGAGAAAGGCCCUCUGACUACCCAAGGUGUUGAAGGUUUGGCAUUCGUUAACACAAAAUACGCUCCACCGUCUGGGAACUGGCCCGACAUACAAUUUCACUUCGCACCCAGCUCCGUAAACUCUGACGGUGGGGAGCAAAUACGGAAGAUAUUAAAUUUGCGCGACCGAGUGUACAACACGGUCUACAAGCCGAUAGAAGACGCUGAAACGUGGACGAUAUUGCCGCUGCUCUUGCGUCCCAAGAGUUCAGGUUGGAUAAAAUUGAAGAGCAGAAAUCCUUUUCAACCGCCCUCAAUAGAACCAAACUACUUCGCUUACAAGGAAGAUAUAAAGGUGCUGACUGAGGGUAUCCGUAUCGCUUUCGCUUUGUCAAAUACGACCGCCUUUCAGAAAUACGGAUCGCGGCCUCACAACAUACCUCUGCCGGGCUGUCAGCAGCACGCGCUCUUCAGCGACGAAUAUUGGGAGUGCUCUCUUAAACAUUUUACGUUUACGAUUUAUCACCCGACCGGUACUUGCAAGAUGGGUCCGAAUCACGACCAGGACGCCGUCGUCGAUCCUCGGUUGCGCGUGCACGGCGUCGCAAACCUGAGGGUCGUCGACGCCAGUAUAAUGCCGACGAUAAUCAGCGGGAACCCGAACGCUCCCGUCAUCAUGAUAGCCGAGAAGGCCUCCGACAUGAUCAAGGAGGAUUGGCUCGUAUUAUGACAGUGUUUAGUGAUGUGUGUCUAUAGUCAUUGGAUGUUAAAACUAUUUAUGUCACAAAGUACUUUUAGUUGUUUAUGUUUAAAACAAUUAUAAUUAAGUAUGUACAUAAUUUUAUUAUAUUCAAACUUGUUAAUAAACAAUUUUAAACAUAA